Molecule: messenger RNA, 1663 nt
Organism: Lineus longissimus
Lineage: Eukaryota; Metazoa; Nemertea; Pilidiophora; Heteronemertea; Lineidae
Product: calcyphosin-like protein
Exons: 5
Coding region: 46-900 (284 amino acids)
Molecular function (GO): calcium ion binding
Source: RefSeq, a predicted model, not a curated record
UCAGCGCACGACCAAGACAAGAAGUUGUCAAGACAGAAGGUAUGUAUGCAGCUCUCAUAUAAUUGUCUCGAGAUCAACGUUUUGAAUUUGUACCAAUCUGGUCGAUGUUUCUAUGCUAACCGGGGAAUAACGCAGCAGAAUAUAUUUGGCAACCGUCCGUUUCCGGCGCACAGCCAAGACAAUAAGUUGUCAAGACAGAAGGAUAAAGGCGUUGUAUGUCGAAGAAGGGAGCACUUUUUCAAAGGAGUUAUCGAGAGACCUACAUCUGAGAUGCUGCCAAAUUCACGGAAACCUGGCAAAUCGCCACGCGGGAACCUUGAACCUUUGCAAAAAGUUCGAAAGGCAUGUGAAGCGAGGGGGUCUUCAGGAAUUGUACGUCUUGGAAAUACGUUUCGACUAUUUGAUGAUGAUGGGAGUAAGAGCCUCGACUUCAAUGAAUUCAAGAAAGGUCUUCGUGAUUAUGGAGUCAUGCUGAAUGAGGAUGAGGAGAGGAGCCUGUACCUAAAGUUUGACAAAGAUGGCAGCGGAAAAAUGUCAUUUGAUGAGUUUCUCAACGAGGUCAGGGGUGAGAUCUCCCCCCAUCGCCAGGAGCUCAUCAUGCAAGCCUUUAAACUGAUGGAUAAGACCAAUGACGGUUUCAUUACCAAAGAUGACCUGAAAGACGUCUACAAUGUAAAGAAACAUCCCAAAUACCUGAACGGUGAUUGGACGGAGGAGCAGUGCUUGAAUGAAUAUCUCAAAAGCUUUGAGGCGACUGGUAAUGUCGAUGGGAAGAUCACGUUUGAUGAAUGGAAGAACUACUACGCAGGAGUGAGCGCAUCGAUAGACAACGACCCCUACUUCGAUCUCAUGAUGAGGAAGUCGUACAAGGGUCUCGAAGAUAAGGCACCCCGGCACUGAGCAACUCAUUGUCUCUGGUCCACGUAUAGAAGAGCGAAAGCGAGGACUUGUAUACUCGUCCAAAAGCAAAAGGAAAAGCUUUUCUUUAAAAAUAUCAAAUAUCGCCAUCUUCUCUUAAUAGAUUAGUCAUAGAUCAUCCACGACCGACGACUUCUUCACUGAGUCAUAAUAAUAUUGUGAUAUUUCGUGUGCUGGCUCGCUGCACGCUAGAAUAUACCACGUCACGGUAUAUAGCUCUAUAAAACUGCUGCCCAUCCCAUGCAGGCAGGCAGGGGAGUUAUCGGCACAAUAUACCCACUAAUCAACCCCCCCCCCCCGAUCGAGGUUCAAAUACGGGGAUGUGACGCGCAACCCUUGGGGAACUUUUCGGUUCGACAUGUCUUGGUUGUUCUCCACGAAGUUUCACUGCUGUGAAAUCAGAGGACCCCACGCGCGGAGGACCUUCUUUUUUAGAACCUUGGGAGAGAUCUUGUGCACUGCAGUCUGUACGAAUAGCACUUGCGCUCACAUUCAUGUGGGAUCAUUGACUUGCGAAUUACCACAUUUGGCAAUGUGAUAGGCCUACAUAUAUGAGCAUGAGUACACGACCGGUGUAACAUCUGUGGUUGUUCCCCAUGUGUCAGUGUUUCCAAACAAUAGGCAGCUAGAGAGACCACGACUUUUCAAUAGGGGGGACACACAGAAAAUCUUGUCAAUCUAUUUUUGAGCGUUCCCAAACAAUGAGGGGAAACACUCAAAAACAGAAACACUCAAAAACAUUACA